Vanessa atalanta (red admiral) is the source of this 776-nucleotide messenger RNA. It is a transcript of the gene ND-SGDH, whose product is annotated as NADH dehydrogenase [ubiquinone] 1 beta subcomplex subunit 5, mitochondrial. The coding region runs from base 33 to 605 and encodes 190 amino acids. Lineage: Eukaryota; Metazoa; Arthropoda; Insecta; Lepidoptera; Nymphalidae. The record is from RefSeq and is a predicted model, not a curated record. The transcript is spliced from 3 exons.
UCAUUGUCACUGUCAGUUUCUUCAUAAUAAAAAUGGUGUCCUGGAGUGGUUUAGGCCGAUCUUUCGGCACAAGCCUUUUUAAAAAUAAUAUUAAAACACCAUUUGUUAUUCAAAAUGUUAAUUUCUCCGUAGGAAAAACCUUAAAUGCCGGACAUGGCCAUAAAACUAUGGCAUUGCAGCCAUCAAGAUGGCAAUAUCACAAAUUCAAGGAUAUGUUACACUACUAUCUUAUGGUUGGCCUGAUUCCUGUGGGAGCCAUUAUUUUCUAUACAAAUGUCUUUAUUGGCCCCGCUCAGCUGACUCCAAUUCCCGAAGGUUAUGAACCUAAACAUUGGGAAUACCACCGACACCCAAUAACAAGAUUCAUUGCUCGUUAUAUUCAUAAUAAUCCUCAACAGGAAUAUGAGAAGUUUAUGCAUUACAUCGAUGAGGAAGCUCAAAAAGCAAAAUUGAGAGCCCUGGAAAAGGAAGUUCACAAAAAAAUGGCUGAGAGGCAUGAUUACCAAGCAUAUUAUUACCGACCCAUGGUCAAUAAGUAUCACAGAAUCAAUAAGCAAACUGGUGAUGAGAUGUACGAGCGUAUCGGAGACGAUGUAAAGGAUUAAGUCGAUUUUGUUAUUUGAAAUUAUAAUCCGUUUAGUAAUCAAUUGUAUAGUAACAUAUUUGAAGUAGAUAAGCAUAACUUUUGAAUUUAGUUUAUUGAAUUACUUGAUAUUAUGAUUUAAAAUCAGUGCUUUCUUUGUAAACUUAUUGUUUCAAUAAAUGGUUUGAAAAUA